AUGAGCUGUUGCGCCCUGCGCGAGAAGGAAGGAGAGGCAUCGAACGAACAGAAGUGGGACUAUAUAAACCUGUCCGACUUUCGCUCGACGUCCUGCCUUACUCCGUUAUCCUACGGAGUUCUCUACCUCUUCCUCAUCAUCAGCAUCGCUGUAUAUGCAGUCGAUCUGUUCACAUGCGCGAAUCUAUUAAUCUUCGACCGCUGGUCUGGUCAGGUAAAACCUGCCAUACCCUUCAAAAUCUCUAGGUGGAUCUUCACGGCUUGCAUCAUCCUUUCUUGGAUCCUAUUGGUAUACAGAUGGAUGAAGGCAGUGCGAGCCAUUAAGAGCGGCGUUAUUGCUGCUAGCUACCUCGACCCACUUGCUGUCCGAGUACAGAGUAUACGCAUGGGCGCCAACGGACGCGGCUGGAGGCGAUUUCUUGUCUUUGCUGCUCUUACGAAGGGGAGGAAGGGUAACGAGUAUGUAGCUUUGUUCACGUACUUUUCAUUUGAAGCAUGGCUGCGCAUCUGCUUUGCAGAAGGUCCUCGAGUCGCCAUCAACGCCCUUACUUUGUACUCGGUUAUGCAGGCGGAUCUUGUGCCGACAGGGCAGCACUCGGCCAGCGACGGCCAUACUUCUGUUGUCCAAUUCUUCGUCAACGUACAGAUACUGGCAAACAAGGACAAAGAGCAAGCUGCAAUAUUGUUCGGCAUGCUCUUUACGCUCAUAAUUUGGGUCAUUUCCGCUCUCAGUCUGGCCUUGGCGGUUUUGUUUUAUGUUCUUUAUCUAUGGCACCACAUCCGUGAUGGUAGCCUUUCACGGUAUUGCAGAAGAAAGAUUGAUACCCGACUGCACAAGAUCGUGAUGAAGAAAGUGAAUAAGGCCUUAGCGAAGGAUAGCAAUCCGCGAGCAAAGCAAGGAGCAAAAGGCCCGAAAGCUGGAAAUUUCCAAGCCGAUGCCAAACUUCAGCCAACAUUGCCCGUCUUAGACACUACAGGCGCACAAAACUUCGCACCAGGUUCGGGACAGACGGCACAGACAGAUACUUCGUUCAAUCCGCAUAGUCUCACAGCUGUCGUCGGCCCGGAACCUACCGUCCCCAACGUAUUCUUAAACCCUCGGCGACCAGAGUCGCCCUCUCGGUCCGUCACUCAGUCUUCUUUCCGCUCCCAUGGAAGCUAUGAAUCGAAUGCACCUCUGCUGAGUUCAGCUGGUGAAAUGGGCUACGGCGGCAACGGUCACCCUGGCCCUAAAGGCGCGCCGUCUAGGAUGGACUCUGAAGUUCGCACAUUGCACAGCGCGCGGCCUCCUCCCAAUCGGAGUCUUACGGGCAACUCCCAGAGCACACAACGAUCUUUUGACUCGUCCUCGUCAAGAUCCGGGCCACCGAAUCGAACUUUAACGGGAAACUCACAGAGCACACAAAGAUCCUUCCGCUCGUCCUCGUCAACAUUCGGGCCACCAAAUCGGCAGAAUAGUGACAUGAGUGGGAGGAUGACACCAACUUCCGUACCCUCUCAACCGCAAGUUCUUAAACCGAUGCCGCGAGAUAUGUCUUUGGGUGCUGUGGGAAGGCGUUCUUCAGGGCCCCCAGGCUUCGAUCCACCUACACAGGAGUUUGAGAUGCAUCCUCCGGUUAAUAGGGCAACUGAACCGCCCAGAAACGGUGGCUACUUAGCCUUCAACCCCCAUACAUUCAAUCCUCACACACAGAGCGCCUCAUCUGGAUUACCGGUCUCAGUAUACUCAACGCCACCGUCUGCGGCGCCACCUCGCGAAUUUAUGCUACCGCAUGGACCACCGAACGAUUAUUUCGGAUCAAUUGACCGGCCAGCUCAACGAUCUGGAACAGCGCCUCUACCCCAACCCACUACCUUGAAUACUUCUCCAGAUGAUCCAUACGAGGGGAAUUGGCAACAGCCUUUUACAAGUCCUGUGGGUCCUUCGAGACCUGCAACGGCUAUCCCCAGUGCUGGAUACGGGCAGAGAAGACCAAUGCCUCCUCGCUACUGA
This is a messenger RNA of Letharia columbiana, 1992 nucleotides long. RefSeq lists its product as uncharacterized. Gene Ontology annotation, biological process: potassium ion transmembrane transport. Bases 1 to 1992 code for a protein of 663 amino acids. Lineage: Eukaryota; Fungi; Ascomycota; Lecanoromycetes; Lecanorales; Parmeliaceae. Gene Ontology annotation, cellular component: plasma membrane. Gene Ontology annotation, molecular function: potassium ion transmembrane transporter activity. The record is from RefSeq and is a predicted model, not a curated record. The transcript has 3 exons.